Messenger RNA from Alternaria rosae, 614 nucleotides. RefSeq lists its product as uncharacterized. The record is from RefSeq and is a predicted model, not a curated record. Bases 81 to 392 code for a protein of 103 amino acids. The transcript has a single exon. Lineage: Eukaryota; Fungi; Ascomycota; Dothideomycetes; Pleosporales; Pleosporaceae.
CUUCUUACAAAGAUGAGAAGGUGAAGUGGUUGGCUGGGGCAUAGCUUUGUGUCAGUUUGUGUGUGUAUGUGUGUUAAUGCAUGGAAGCGUUGGUGUUGGAGACGGUGAAUGUUAGACCGUCAAUAGAGUCCAUUGCCCUCUUCAUGAUAUGUCUUGACAGCUGUGUACUUGCUCUGCCUGUACCACUUCAGUGCCUAGGUAUUCGUUGGGGGAAGAGUCGAUUGACAUUCAUUUAUCCUGCUUCACUGAGAAUCUCAUUACCAUCCACAUUCGACGUGCCGUUGUCCAUGUUCUUGCAACCAAUGUAUUCAUUUUGUAUCGUCACAAGCCGGGGGAUCGUACCAGGCAGCCGUUGCGCGCCAUGUCACGUAACCUCGUCCUCAAGGAGAUAGAUAGUAGACAGUAGAAGACCCCAUGUAAAAGCCCAGGAUGAACACCGCUCCAUGCUCCCCCAUACACCGCUCCAUCUUUCUCCUCUCCAAGCCCAAAAGUGAUACCGCUUAACGGUAAGACUUCUGGUACCUGGCGCGCGCACCUGGACCACCGAACUUCUUGGGCUCGCACCGCCUGUUGUCGGCAACGAGCAGUGUGCGGUCGUACUGAAUCAGGGCCUG